Messenger RNA from Oryctolagus cuniculus (rabbit), 11978 nucleotides. It is a transcript of the gene MAP1B, whose product is annotated as microtubule associated protein 1B. Lineage: Eukaryota; Metazoa; Chordata; Mammalia; Lagomorpha; Leporidae. The record is from RefSeq and is a predicted model, not a curated record. Gene Ontology annotation, cellular component: dendrite; synapse; cytosol. Gene Ontology annotation, molecular function: actin binding; microtubule binding. Gene Ontology annotation, biological process: regulation of microtubule depolymerization; axonogenesis; microtubule cytoskeleton organization.
CCUGCCACCGCGUGAGGAUGUGCCGGGUGGUCCCUUCCUCCUCCUCCUCCUCCUCCUCCUCCCCGGCUCCCUGCCCGCUGUCCAUAUAAAAGCGGCGCCGCCUCCCCGCCCGCUCUCACUGCCCGCUCCUCUCCGCCGCGCUGGGAGAGGGCGGAGGGGAGGCGGUGCGAGGCGCCGGGAGGAGGGGGACGCAGGGGGCGGAGCGCGGACGGCACCUUCGGGGAUAAUCCUUUCUCCUGCCGCAGAGGCGAGCGCGGAGCGAGUACUGCGCGCAGCUCAGCGGCCGGCAGGAUGGCGACCGUGGUGGUGGAGGCCGCCGAGCCGGAGCCUUCCGGCGGCGUCGCCAACCCGGCGGCGUCCACCUCGCCCAGCUUGUCGCACCGCUUCCUCGACAGCAAGUUCUACUUGCUGGUGGUCGUCGGCGAGAUCGUGACCGAGGAGCACCUGCGGCGCGCCAUCGGCAACAUCGAGCUCGGAAUCCGAUCAUGGGACACAAACCUGAUUGAAUGCAACCUGGACCAAGAACUCAAACUUUUCGUAUCUCGACACUCUGCGAGAUUCUCUCCUGAAGUCCCAGGACAAAAGAUCCUCCAUCACCGAAGUGACGUUCUAGAGACCGUGGUCCUGAUCAACCCUUCAGACGAAGCAGUGAGCACUGAGGUGCGCUUAAUGAUCACAGACGCUGCCCGGCACAAGCUGCUCGUGCUGACCGGGCAGUGCUUUGAAAAUACCGGAGAGCUCAUUCUCCAAUCCGGCUCUUUCUCCUUCCAGAACUUCAUAGAGAUUUUCACGGAUCAAGAGAUUGGAGAGUUACUGAGCACUACCCAUCCUGCCAACAAAGCCAGCUUAACCCUGUUCUGCCCCGAAGAAGGGGAUUGGAAGAACUCCAACCUGGACAGACACAAUCUGCAAGACUUCAUCAACAUUAAACUCAACUCAGCGUCUAUAUUGCCAGAAAUGGAAGGACUCUCUGAGUUCACCGAGUACCUCUCGGAGUCAGUGGAAGUCCUGUCCCCUUUUGACAUCCUGGAACCUCCCACAUCCGGGGGCUUUCUGAAGCUCUCCAAGCCCUGCUGUUACAUCUUCCCCGGAGGCAGGGGCGACUCCGCCCUGUUCGCGGUGAACGGAUUCAACAUGCUCAUCAACGGCGGCUCGGAGAGGAAGUCCUGCUUCUGGAAACUCAUCCGCCACCUGGACCGCGUGGACUCCAUCCUGCUCACCCACAUCGGGGAUGACAACUUGCCCGGCAUAAACAGCAUGCUGCAGCGGAAAAUCGCCGAGCUGGAAGAGGAGCAGUCGCAGGGCUCCACCACCAACAGCGACUGGAUGAAAAACCUCAUCUCCCCUGACUUGGGCGUCGUCUUUCUCAACGUCCCUGAAAACCUGAAGACUCCCGAGCCCAACAUGAAGAUGAAGAGGAGCCUGGAGGAAGCGUGCUUCACCCUCCAGUACCUGAACAAGUUGUCCAUGAAGCCAGAACCUCUCUUUAGAAGUGUAGGCAAUACCAUCGAUCCUGUCAUUCUUUUCCAAAAGAUGGGGGUGGGGAAACUAGAGAUGUAUGUGCUUAACCCAGUCAAGAGCAGCAAGGAAAUGCAGUAUUUCAUGCAGCAGUGGACUGGCACCAACAGAGACAAGGCGGAACUGAUCCUGCCCAAUGGUCAGGAAGUAGAUAUCCCGAUCCCCUACUUAACUUCAGUCUCCUCGCUGAUCGUGUGGCAUCCAGCAAACCCGGCCGAGAAAAUCAUCCGCGUCCUCUUUCCUGGAAACAGCACCCAAUACAACAUCCUGGAAGGGCUGGAAAAACUCAAACAUUUGGACUUCCUGAAGCAGCCGCUGGCCACCCAGAAGGAUCUGACUGGCCAGGUGCCGGCUCCCGCCGUGAAACAAGUGAAACUCAAACAGAGGGCUGACAGCAGAGAAAAUCUGAAGCCAGCUGCAAAACCAGCUCCCAGCAAAACCGUGCGAAAGGAGUCGAAAGAGGAAGCCCCGGAGGUCCCCAAAGCGAACCAGGUAGAAAAGCCGCCCAAAGUGGAAAGCAAAGAAAAGGUGACCGUGAAAAAAGACAAGCCGGUCAAAACGGAGCCCAAACCAGCGGCCGUGGACAAGGAGGCGCCCAGCAAAGAGGAGCAGCCUCCCGUCAAAGCCGAGGUGGCGGACAAGCAAGCCGCCGACGUCAAGCCCAAGGUCUCCAAGGAGAAGACCGUGAAAAAGGAGGUAAAGGCGAAACCCGACGAGAAGAAAGACGAGAAGGAAAAGCCGAAGAAGGAAGUGGCGAAGAAGGAGGACAAGACGCCCGUCAAAAAGGAGGAGAAACCGAAAAAGGAGGAGGUGAAGAAGGAAGUCAAGAAGGAAAUCAAGAAGGAGGAGAAGAAGGAGCCCAAGAAGGAGGUGAAGAAAGAAACGCCCCUGAAGGAAGCCAAGAAGGAGGUGAAGAAGGAAGAGAAGAAGGAGGUGAAAAAGGAAGACAAAGAACCUAAAAAGGAAAUUAAGAAGCUCCCCAAAGACACGAAGAAACCAGCCACUCCUCUCUCGGAAGCGAAAAAACCUGCUGCGUUGAAGCCCAAAGUCCCCAAGAAGGAGGAACCGGUCAAGAAAGACGCGGCGGCUGCCGGGAAGCCCAAGGAGAAGGCCAAAGUCAAAGUUAUCAAGAAGGAGGGCAAGACGGCCGAGGCCGCCGUGGCCGUGGGCGCCGCCGCUGUGGGCGCCGCCGUGGCCGCCGUGGCCGCCGCCGGCCCCCUGAGGGAGCUCGAGGCCGAGCGGUCCCUCAUGUCGUCCCCCGAGGAUCUCACCAAGGACUUCGAGGAGCUGAAGGCUGAAGAGGUGGAUGUGGCGAAGGCCCUGAAGCCUCAGCUGGAGCUGAUCGACGAGGACGCGAAGCGGAAGGAGAGCGAGGCCGGGGAGGCCUACGCCCUUCAGAAGCACACGGAGGUCAUCCAAGGCCCCGCCGAGUCCCCCGACGAGGGCAUCACGACCACCGAAGGGGAGGGCGAGUGCGAGCAGACCCCCGAGGAGCUGGAGCCGGCCGAGAAGCCAGGCGUGGAGGACACUGAGAGGUUCGAGGACGAAGGAGCGGGCUUUGAGGAGUCCUCCGAGGCCGGCGACUACGAAGAGAAGGCAGAAACCGAGGAGGCGGAGGAGCCGGAAGAGGACGCCGAGGAGAGCGCGGCUGUGAGCGCCCCCAAGCCCGGCCUGGCUGAGGACGAGGAGGUGGCCAAGGCCGAGGCGGAUGUGCACAUCAGGGAGAAGAGGGAGUCUGUGGCCAGCGGGGACGACCGGGCCGAGGAAGACAUGGACGAGGCGAUUGAGAAGGGAGAAGCCGAGCAGUCCGAGGAGGAGGAAGGCGAGGAGGAGGAGGAGGACAAGGCGGAGGACGCCCGAGAGGAGGAGUACGAGCCCGAGAAGGCUGAAGCGGAAGAUUACGUGAUGGCCGUGGUGGACAAGGCCGCGGAGGCUGGAGGUGCCGAGGAUCAGUACGGGUUCCUCACGGCGUCCCUCAAGCCGCCCGGAGCCCAGUCCCCCAGCCGAGAGCCGGCAUCUUCCAUUCACGACGAGACUCUGCCUGGAGGUUCGGAGAGCGAGGCCACCGCUUCCGACGAGGACAACCGAGAGGACCAGCCUGAGGAGUUCACGGCCACCUCCGGCUACACGCAGUCCACCAUUGAGAUCUCCAGCGAGCCCACCCCCAUGGAUGAGAUGUCGACGCCUCGCGACGUGAUGAGUGACGAGACCAAUAACGAGGAGACCGAGUCCCCGUCGCAGGAAUUCGUGAACAUCACCAAAUACGAGUCUUCCCUGUAUUCCCAGGAAUACGUCAAACCCGCGGUGACGUCACUCAACGGGCUGUCGGAUGGGUCAAAAACCGACGCCACCGAAGGCAAGGACUACAAUGCUUCAGCCUCCACCAUAUCCCCGCCGUCGUCCAUGGAGGAAGACAAAUUCAGCAGAUCUGCCCUACGUGACGCUUACUACUCGGAAGAGAAAGAGGGGCAAGCCAGAGCCGCGCUGGACAUCAAAGAUACCUUCUCGGCAGUUUCCGAUGAAAAACUCAGUCCCCCCAAGAGCCCAGCCAGGAGUCCGUCUCCGCCGUCUCCGAUAGAGAAGACCCCGCUCGGGGAACGCAGCGUGAACUUCUCUCUGACGCCCAAUGAGAUCAAAGCCUCCGCAGAGGCAGAAGCAGCCCCGGUGUCUCCCGAGGUGACCAAGGAAGUAGUCGAAGAGCGCUGUGCUAGCCCCGAGGAGAAGACCCUGGAAGUGGUGUCCCCGUCGCAGUCUGUGACCGGCAGUGCUGGCCACACGCCCUACUACCAGUCUCCCACCGAAGAGAAAUCAAGUCACCUCCCCACAGAGGUCGUGGAGAAGCCCCCGGCCGUCCCGGUGAGGUUUGAGUUCAGCGAUGCCAAAGACGAGAGAGAGAGGGCCUCGGUGAGCCCGAUGGAUGAGCCCGUGCCCGACUCGGAAUCUCCCCUUGAGAAGGUGCUGUCACCCCUGCGCAGCCCUCCCUUGUUGGGCUCCGAGUCGCCUUACGACAGUUUCUUGAGUGUAGACGACCAGGCUCCCGGCCGGGGGACCGAGAGCCCAUUCGAAGGGAAAGAUGGCAAGCCAGAGCUUCUGGACCAGGUGUCUCCGGUCUCUGACGUGACCUCCGCCGGUCUCUACCAAGACAAGGAGGAAGGGAAAGGCACGGACUUUGUGCCGAUCAAGGAAGAUGUUGGUCCAGAAAAGACUGAUGAUGUUGAAUCGGCGAGUUCUCAGCCAGCGCUGGCCUUGGAUGACAGGAAGCCAGGAGAUGUUUCUCCGACACAGAUAGAUGUCAGUCAGCUUGGAUCUUUUAAAGAAGACACCAAGAUGUCCAUUUCUGAGGGCACUGUCUCAGACAAGUCCGCCACUCCUGUGGAUGAGGGAGUAGCAGAAGACACCUACUCGCACAUGGAGGGGGUGGCCUCCGUCUCCACGGCCUCCGUGGCUACGAGCUCCUUCCCCGAGCCGACCACUGACGAUGUGUCUCCUUCUCUGCACGCCGAGGUGGGCUCCCCACAUUCCACUGAAGUCGACGACUCCCUUUCAGUGUCUGUGGUACAAACGCCUACCACGUUCCAGGAAACGGAAAUGUCUCCAUCUAAAGAAGAAUGCCCAAGACCGAUGUCAAUUUCUCCACCGGACUUCUCCCCGAAGACGGCCAAGUCCAGGACCCCGGUUCAAGAGCACCGAUCGGAACAGUCCUCAAUGUCUAUUGAAUUUGGCCAAGAAUCUCCUGAGCACUCUCUUGCCAUGGACUUCAGCCGGCAGUCUCCAGACCAACCUACAAUGGGAGCAGGUGCGCUUCACAUCACUGAAAACGGGCCAACCGAAGUGGACUAUAGUCCAUCCGACAUGCAGGACUCUAGUUUGUCACAUAAGAUACCGCCCACGGAGGAGCCGUCCUAUACCCAAGAUAAUGAUCUCUCUGAACUCAUCUCAGUAUCUCAGGUAGAGGCCUCCCCAUCCACCUCUUCUGCUCAUACCCCUUCUCAGAUAGCUUCUCCGCUUCAAGAAGAUACUCUGUCCGAUGUGGCUCCUCCCCGAGAUAUAUCCUUGUAUGCCUCGCUCACCUCUGAGAAAGUGCAAAGUCUAGGAGGAGAGAAGCUCUCUCCCAAAUCCGAUAUCUCCCCACUCACUCCGCGGGAGUCCUCUCCUUUAUAUUCUCCUAGUUUUUCAGAUUCUACCUCUGCAGUCAAAGAGAGCACGGAAGCCCGCCACACUUCCUCUUCUCCACCAAUAGAUGCAGCUGUUGCCGAGCCCUAUGGCUUCCGUGCCUCAAUGUUAUUCGAUACCAUGCAACACCAUCUAGCCUUGAAUAGAGAUUUGACCACGUCCAGCCUGGAGAAAGACAGUGGAGGGAAGACACCUGGAGACUUCAGCUAUGCCUAUCAGACGCCUGAGAAACUGACCAGGUCCCCGGAUGAAGAAGAUUACGACUCUGAGUCUUAUGAGAAAAGUACCCGGAGCCCAGAUUUGGGCAGCUGUUACUAUGAGCAGACAGAGCGAACCGUAAAGUCCCCGUGUGACAGUGGCUACUCCUACGAGACCAUUGAGAAGACCACCAAGACCCCUGAAGAUGAUGGCUAUGCCUGUGAAAUCACGGAGAAGACCACCCGGACCCCCGAGGAGGGCAGCUACUCAUAUGAGAUAAGUGAGAAGACGACAAGGACCCCGGAUGUGAGUGGUUACAGCUAUGAAAAGACGGAGCGGGCCAGACGGCUGCUGGAUGACAUCAGCAAUGGCUACGAUGACUCCGAGGAUGGUGGCCACACACUUGGGGACUCCAGCUACUCUUAUGAGACCACUGAGAAAAUCUCCAGUUUCCCCGAGUCUGAGAGUUACUCCUACGAGACGUCUAUGAAAACUACGCACACCCCUGACGCUUCCACGUACUGCUACGAGAGUUCGGAGAACAUCACCAAAACCCCCCAGGCGUCUACGUAUUCCUACGAGACCUCAGACCGAUGCUACGCCGCCGAGAAGUCCCCCUCAGAAGCCCGCCAGGAGGUUGACUUAUGCCUCGUGUCCUCCUGCGAGUACAAGCAUCCCAAGACGGAGCUGUCACCCUCCUUUAUCAAUCCCAAUCCUCUUGAGUGGUUUGCCAGCGAAGAGCCCACUGACGACUCCGAGAAGCCCCUCACACAGUCGGGAGGAGCCCCGCCCCCUCCCGGAGGCAAGCCGCAAGGGCGACAGUGCGACGAGACCCCUCCCACCUCAGUCAGCGAGUCGGCCCCCUCCCAGACAGACUCGGAUGUUCCCCCAGAGACCGAAGAGUGCCCUUCCAUCACAGCGGAUGCCAACAUCGACUCUGAGGAUGAAUCGGAAACCAUACCCACAGACAAAACUGUCACCUACAAGCACAUGGACCCUCCUCCAGCCCCCGUGCAGGACCGCAGCCCUUCUCCACGCCACCCUGAUGUGUCCAUGGUCGACCCCGAGGCCUUGGCCAUCGAGCAGAACCUGGGCAAGGCGCUGAAGAAAGACCUCAAGGAGAAAACCAAAACCAAGAAGCCAGGUACAAAGACCAAGUCCUCUUCACCUGUCAAGAAGAGUGAUGGGAAACCCAAGCCCUUGGCAGCUUCCCCGAAACCAGCGAGCUUGAAAGAAUCCUCAGAUAAAGUGUCCCGAGUGGCUUCCCCCAAGAAGAAAGAAUCUGUGGAAAAAGCCACGAAAACCAGCGCCACCCCCGAGGUCAAGGCUGCACGUGGGGACGAGAAAGACAAGGAGACCAAGAACGCCGCCAACGCCUCGGCAUCCAAGUCAGCCAAGACCGCAACUGCAGGACCAGGAACCACCAAGACAGCCAAGCCCUCUGCGGUGCCUCCAGGCCUCCCCGUGUAUCUGGACCUGUGCUAUAUUCCCAACCACAGCAAUAGUAAGAACGUGGAUGUUGAGUUUUUCAAGCGAGUGAGGUCCUCCUACUACGUGGUGAGUGGAAAUGACCCUGCUGCUGAGGAGCCCAGCCGGGCUGUCCUGGACGCCUUGUUGGAAGGGAAGGCUCAGUGGGGCAGCAACAUGCAGGUGACACUGAUCCCAACCCAUGACUCGGAAGUAAUGAGGGAAUGGUACCAGGAGACCCACGAGAAGCAGCAAGACCUCAACAUCAUGGUUUUAGCCAGUAGCAGCACAGUGGUUAUGCAAGAUGAAUCCUUCCCCGCUUGCAAGAUCGAACUGUGAAGGCCAAGGCCAGCCACACCACAGGAUUUGAACUUUGCUUCCAGAAAUUCUUCCAUUUGAAACUACCUUUUCUAAAACGUCAAUUCAUCUGAUUAAGUCGCUGAACAGUUACCUGCCAAAUGCUAUACUGUGUCAUGGUGAUGCAAGUCACUAAUAUUUCUCAGUUUUUGCUGAUUGCUAAGGGAAGUAACAGUAUUCCCACGAUAGGGUUCAAGUUACUGCAAAAUUACCUAGCCCAGUUCAUCUCUGCUGAACAUUCGGAAACCAUGCACUAGCGAACCCAACUGACUUCUGCUAGGUAGAGGCAUUUGUCUUAGAGAGAAAGAGAGAGCGAGCGAGCAAGAGAGUGAACGCAGAAAAGAGGGAGAGGAAGAAGAGACAGAGGGAAGAAUGAGAAAGAAAAGGAGCGCAAGAGAAGGAGACGUAAUGGUAAAGAGUUCUGGUGAGACACCCGGAGAGACAGAGAGAGAGCAGAGCGGGGUAACGGGUGGGUGGGACGUCACCAGUAGCUAGGUCUGCAUUUUCUCAGGCAGAAGGUCUUCUGUUGGUCUACAGAGGUAAUGUUUUCCAUUUUUGUCAGUCUGAGUCAUCGGAAAGGGUCUUAAUUGGCUAAAACAAGUUGGCUGGAAGACAAAAAGAACGCAGCUUCUUAGGAGGGCAUGUGAGAUUUUCACGCCUUAAUUAAGCUCCUUCGGCUCUGAAGGCUGCACACUGACCUGACGUAGCGAGUGUAGGCUGGACAUGCGAGUGGUACGAGCCCCAUUCAGAACUCUCUUUCAACACACGAGUAGGCAGGUCUAAGGCAUGCUCCCAGCAUCUGUCCACCCACUUAGUCCACUCUGUCAACUAACCUGCAUGCUGCAAGACCCACGCUCACCCCACUGAACUGAAGCAAAUACCAAAGCAGUUGGGAGUACAUAUGGUAGACAAUUUGCCUUAGGAAGUGACUUGAAUGUACAAAGAUACUUGAUGCACUUAUUUUUUAAUGUGAGACAGCAAGUUUAUAAAACAUCCAUGUAGGAUUAUAGAUACUCCAGUUAAAGGAGCACGUGUGUGCGCGUUGCGUGGUGGUACUAGAAGCUGAUCUGAUUGGUCCAGCAGUUUGAUGCUGAGUCAUGUGUGUUGAAGACCACGUCUGUGCACCUGUGGCCCUUCAGUCAAACAAGUUGCACCGCUGGCAGCUUCUUCACUGCUGCACGUUCAAGGUGGAAAUGGCUUCGAUGAUCAGAACUGGGAAACCGCGAAUGGGAUGGUGGAAGAGGUUCUCAGCGAGCGAACAGUAUUUGCCUUCCUUUGUCUUACAUUGGCUUUUUAAAUUUUCCAUUAAUUUCAGCAGAAUUAUGGGAACAAGUGUACAGAAGAAUUUUUUUUUAGAUAUGUGCAAACUUUUCAUAGAUGAACUUUUUAACAGAUGUUUUCAUUUACAGGAAAAUGCAGAGAAAAUUUUCAAAUGAUAGGUUUUUUUUUUUUUUUAAAUGUUUCGUAAGACAAACAUUGAAUAAUGUCAUUUGAAGUUCUGGCAAGAUUGAAGUCUGAUAUUGCAGUAAUAAUAUUUAUUAAAAACCCAUAACUACCAGGAAUAAUGAUACCUCCCACCCUUUGGUUCCCAUAACAUGAAAAGCUGAGUAUGUGCUAUUUGAGAGUGGGGGAGAAAGGCAUGGUAGGCUACUUUUCAAGACCUUUACGAAUAGAUCACUAGUGAUGACCUACAUACUUCUCUCAAGAUCUUCAACCAUGAGGUAGAAGAACCCUGGCAAAAUCUGCUUUGGGAUUUUCUUUUCUGGAAAAAUAAAUGAAACAAAUAAUACAUGGAAUCCAAUGAACUCCCAAGUCUAUGGUUCACCAUGUAGAGUCCAGAGCUCAUUUUCGUCAUUGUCAUCAUUGAACUGUGAACCUGGGAAGCCAGAUCCUGAUUAGAACUGAUGGCAGGUUUCCGGCCGCAGAUCCACGCACCCAGUGUUCCCAUGUGGCAAGCUCUCAGCCGUCACGUAAAGAUUCCUGCAGACGCGCAGGUCUGCGGAGCAGUGAACAAUGACCUCAUUUUAUUUUCUAUGUUAGUUAUUUAUUUCAGAAUUAACAUUUUAGUUUAUUUUUGUCUGAUGAGUGUAUGUUUUGCACUGCUAACUACUAUGAGGGUUUAACCAGUGCUUCUUCAGGGUCCCUUCCCUGGGGAGCUAUGCAGUCUACUUAAUGCUGUGAAUUACAUUUUUCAAAUGUUUAAUUUUUUUAAGGAAAUUAAUAUUCUAUUUUUGUUAGGCUUCUCUAGAAAUGCAGCUUUUAUUUAUUCCCCAUUUCUUUCAAGUCCUUAAAAGUAACAUUAAAGGUACAAACAGUUAACACGUGAUGGAAAAGUCAUUGUGACGAACAUGGAUUUCAUUGAGUAUAAACUCAUCUGCUUCAAACUUGUUUUAGGAGACAACCUAAGCUAAUUGUUUAAUGGUUAGUUAUCAGGUUGAAUUGAUCCUCCUUAUGCCUGGGAAGAGAAACAUUUCUAGCCUUCUUGCCAAAUCCAGACCUCUGGUUGACUUUCCUUUGAUAGAAGAUGGAGUUCUACUCCAGUUUCCCAAAUUAAAUGUAUAUCACAUGUACAUGAUUUUGCUUUUAAAAAUUCAAACAUUUUAGGAGAAUUAUAGGCAGUCUUCAGUUAUAACCAUUCUGCUCCACUCCCUUUUCUCUCUCUCUUUUUUUUUUUCUUCAAUGGGAUUUAAUGGGGAAAAUAUAUAAAAACUGUCACUAGACAGCUGGUUCUUUUUCCAGUGAAAUCUACCUAUACCUUUCUCCAUCCAUUGUUCUUGAUGAUGACCACAGAACCUAAGUAUAUCAGGAAAACCAAUAUUUGCAUGACAGGUUGCUCCUGUCCUCUGGACACCUUUCCUACCUGUGUGACUAACCUAAUUUUGCUAGUUCCAUAAACACACAAUUCGUUUAGUAACAGCCAUCACAGUGUGCCAUGUACAUUCAUGGUGAGAACGAAAGAUGGACGUAGACUUCUAGAGCUUUGUUCAUACUGAGUACUUGAUCCGAUGGUGUAGACUGAACAUCUGAGUGGAAGGAAUUGACACUCUCGGUGAAGGAUGGCUUUCUAUCGAGAUCACACCCAUGACCAUGACCCUUUUUGGUAGUAUUCCUAAACAAAAUUCUGCAGAGACGAAAUGUUAGAGAUGAUCCUCCAUUGUCAAUUUUAACAAUCCCCCCCAACCCCCGCUUUCUGCAGACCCCAAUCCCUGUGCAUGCUUUCUCAGUCUUGUGGUGGGACUGGAUACAAGGACUGACUCCCCCCUCCCCCAAACACCAUUUCCAUGGAGUUCAAAAAAGAAUUUUUUUUCUUAACAUAUCAUAGUGAAUGGUUUCCCCAGUGUGUAUGAAUGUUUUAAGUGUCUCCAGUAGCUUAUAUGGUUUAGGAACUUUCUGACACUCAUUUAAUAAGAUUUAAUCAUUUGCUAAUGGAAGUUUUACCACCUUCUAUUUUCCCUCUGUUACCAAAUUUCAGCUCCCAGGAGCUGCUCUACAAUGCUGAAAUUGCUUUUCUUGCCUCUCUUUUAGUCACCUGUCACAGGGAUUCCUGCUCGCAAGGAUCAUGUGAGUUAGGAUAAUGACUUUUUUUUUUUUUUUUUUUGCUCUUCAGAUUUAGAAGAUCCUGUUUCUAUUUGAAAGGAACUGUAAGCUUUUAUCUUUUAGCCAACUGAACAACACACCAAAAGCAGCCUAGGGAUGAGCAUUCUCUGAAAGCAAUUAGGUUUUUCACCUGGUAUUAAAACUAUUUACUAUUAAAAAAAAAAAGCUGUGACUUUAUGAAGUUCAUGUACAAGGCAGCAUCAAAGACUGAAAAGGAAGGGAAACCAACCAACAGCUUCUCUGCACUUGUGUGGAGCUCCCCAAGGCGGGAGCCUGGAGGAGAGGCGCCAGGCCAAGGCCAGGCUGCCCUUUCUAGAACAUUCCGCGGCGGUCGGCCUCGCUCUCCACGCUGCGUGCGGCCCUGCUCCCUGCCGCCCUGGAGGAGCGUCUUGAGCCGCAACGAGAAGCACUCCACACUCCUCUCUCUCGUUCUGAAUGGUGUUUGUGUCAGUCUGCAGCUGUGUAUGGUAUGAUGUCUUAUAAUCCUGCAUCACUUCUAUCCUAUCCAGUCAUAUCUAAUGUAGAAAAUUAGUUUCCAGUGAAAGUAAUCUGUAGUGCUUUUAUGAUAUUUGUGUGCAAUAUCCCCUCUUCCAUUGAGGAUAUUUGAUGUAAAGGAAAAAAAAAAAAAAACCUCAGUUCCACAAUAAAAUACAAAAGUGGCAAAAGGU